Messenger RNA from Belonocnema kinseyi, 954 nucleotides. Its product is annotated as pro-resilin-like. NCBI's taxonomy places the organism in Eukaryota, Metazoa, Arthropoda, Insecta, Hymenoptera, Cynipidae. The record is from RefSeq and is a predicted model, not a curated record. The transcript has 4 exons. The coding region runs from base 1 to 954 and encodes 317 amino acids.
AUGAGGACUCUUCUUGCAGUUCUUCUAGCUGCCUGUGUGGCAUUUAUUGAAAUCGCUGGACAAGAUAUGGGAACAGCAGGAGGAGGAGGAGGAGGAGGAGGAGGAGGAGGAGGAACAGCAGCAGGAGGAGGUGGUGGUGGUGGUGGUGGUGAAGGUGGCGGCGGAGGAGGAUCGUCGCAAUUGAUGAGUCAAAUGAUGAUGAUGCUUCCCAUGCUCCUGCCUAUGAUGAUGCCAAUGAUGAUGGGAGGAAUGAAUCCAAUGAUGGGAGGAAUGAACCCAAUGAUGGGAGGAAUGGAUCCUUAUGGAAAUGGGAAUGGAAAGCGCAGAAGAUUUAGGAACCGGUUUGACGAGAAUGAGAAUUAUUCUUCAGAAGGGCCGGGACGUUAUAAUGGAGCGCCGCCGAGAGAAUAUAAUGGUGCGCAGUCCGGACAAUUUAACGGAGAGCCGGGGCGAUAUAAUGGAUAUAAUGCAGGACCAGGACAUUAUAAUGGCGCACCGGGACAUUACAAUCAAGCGCCGCUGGGACAAUUUAACGAAGGGCCGGGACGUUAUAAUGGAGCGCCCCUAGGACAAUUUAAUGGAGGGCCGGGAAGUUAUAAUGGAUAUAAUGGAGUAACGGGACGCUAUAAUGAAGGGCCGGGAGGUUAUAAUGGAAAUAAUGGAUUACCGGGACGCUAUAAUGGAGGGCCGGGAUAUUAUAAUACGCCAUAUCAACGCCCUCCAUAUUAUGAGGAAGGGAUGGGUCGUCCUGGAUACCCUCCUAUGCGCCCUCCAUCUUAUAACUCAAGUCCAUACGUAGCUCGUCCACGCAGCUCCAAUGGGGGUUUCGCACAUGAGCUUGAACAUGGAUUAGAAAAUGUUAUGCGUCGCAUCCCUAUAAAAGGAAUGAGUGCCUGGAUUUAUAAUCUCCAAAAUGCGAAAGAUGUGGCAGCACCUCUGUCGGAUUCGGAAUAG